AUGGAUAUUUUCCAUAUGGGUGACUGUAAUCUCACUUCUCCGGCCACUAGUUCCGACUCUGAAUCCUCAAACGACGUUUUUACAGCCGCAAACUACCCCACCAUGGGUAAUAUUGCAUCAUUCUUGUUUUCUCCUGACCGAACUUCAGUAAACUUAGAACUGGAAGAAUUUAAUCCUACGGAGUUUUCAGAUGUAUUAGAAUGGAUGGAGGAGAGUGAGAAUAGUUUCCCUUCACAACAACACUUCUUCGAAGAAGAAUCGCCAAAAGCGAGCGAGAAUUCGUCAAUAAUGAAUUCUUCCGAGGUGUCAUCAAUCUCAAAUCAGCCAUCAUUACUAGUUUUUCCGAAUGAAAACAUGGAAGUCGAUAGCCAACUGACAAUUCCUCCUCUACUUAAAGCAUAUAGUGAAGCCAUAGAAAAUGAACAACCAGAGCUAGCACAAGUAAUCUCAAGACGAGUAAUCGACAAAGUUAGUUUUUUCGGAACUACCGUUGAGCGUUUUGCUUAUUACUUGUUUCAAGCAUUCGAAACUCAUGGCGACAGUAACUAUCUACUCCAAGAAUCAUACAAGAAUUACGAGGUAAUUUUCAAGGCCUGGUACCAAAUUCUCCCUUAUGGCAAAUUUGCUCAUUUUUCAGCAAAUAAUGCUAUCCUUGAAGCUAUACCAAUGGAUACCGAAGUAGUUCAUAUCAUCGACUUCAACUUGGGUGAAGGUAUUCAAUGGCCUCCGGUCAUUGAGGCCAUCGGGAAACAAGUGCUAGUGAAAAUCACAUCCCUCAAGUCGAUUGAUGGCGAAUGGAGGUUUGAAGAGACAAAGAAGCGGCUUGAUGAUUACGCGAAAGCUUUCGGUUUAAACUUGAAGGUAAAGGAGAUGGAAUUAGAGCAAUUGGUGAAUGAGGUAAUGAAGAUGAAAGAAAUAGGUGAAGGAAAAGAAUUUUUUGCCUUCAAUUGUAUCGUGGGUUUACCACAUACGGGGAGAAGAAAACCUAGACAGCAAGUGAAUGAGUUUCUUUGGGUAGCAAAGGAGUUGGUUCGAAUCCCUUUUGGUGAUAGUACUUGUGGUGUUAUAACAUUUGGAGAUGGAGAAUUCUAUGAAGAGAGUGUUGAGGGAUGUUUAGGAUUUGGUUCUUUCUUUGAUAUGAAUUCAGCAAAAUCUCAUGCUCUACUCGAGUCAAUAGAAUCACAUUUCCCUUGUCAUUUAAGAGAAGCAAGAAUGGCAAUUGAAUGUCUAUUUGUGGCCCCUAAUUUGUGUGCUCAAGAUUGGUUUAGCAAGUGGGAAGAGAGUAGAGAAGAGUUGAGGUUUUCCCAAUUAGGAUUGAAUGGUGUCAGAUUAAGUAGAGAGAACUUGGUUGAAACCAAAGAAUUGGUGAGGGAAGGUGAAAGUUUGUAUGAAGUGAAAGUAGAAGGUGAAAAUAGUAAUGUGAUGGUACUAGAAUUUAGGGGAACUCCAUUAGUAAAAUUCUCUAGUUGGAGAUGA
Molecule: messenger RNA, 1476 nt
Organism: Papaver somniferum (opium poppy)
Lineage: Eukaryota; Viridiplantae; Streptophyta; Magnoliopsida; Ranunculales; Papaveraceae
Product: nodulation-signaling pathway 2 protein-like
Exons: 1
Coding region: 1-1476 (491 amino acids)
Biological process (GO): regulation of DNA-templated transcription
Cellular component (GO): nucleus
Molecular function (GO): sequence-specific DNA binding; DNA-binding transcription factor activity
Source: RefSeq, a predicted model, not a curated record